Mya arenaria is the source of this 4232-nucleotide messenger RNA. Its product is annotated as alpha/beta hydrolase domain-containing protein 17B-like. The transcript has 2 exons. The coding region runs from base 144 to 1010 and encodes 288 amino acids. Lineage: Eukaryota; Metazoa; Mollusca; Bivalvia; Myida; Myidae. The record is from RefSeq and is a predicted model, not a curated record. Gene Ontology annotation, biological process: protein depalmitoylation. Gene Ontology annotation, molecular function: palmitoyl-(protein) hydrolase activity. Gene Ontology annotation, cellular component: endosome membrane; plasma membrane.
UAAUAGAAAGUGUCAUCGAUCUGGGAGAGGUUUAAUUAUUUACGGAUGUUUCAACAAUAUGCUGCAUAUAUUGAUAUAAAUCUGAUAUUAAUUUCGUAGGCCCAUACUUCCUUUAUUCUGUGAUAUCACAGUUAAAUCUGAAAAUGAAUGGACUUUCAUUCAGUGAACUGUGCUGUUUGUUCUGCUGCCCUCCAUGUCCCUCAAAAAUAGCAGCGAAAUUGGCGUUUCUGCCACCAGAACCAACGUACUCACUGGUGCAGGAUGAGUCAGGGUCAAAAUACAGUUUUCACCUUACUGACAGAGCUGAAUGGCAAUAUACACAGCGUGAAUUAGAUAGUAUAGAAGUCUUUCAAACUCGUACCACAAAAGGGAACAGGAUCUCUUGUAUGUUUGCUCGAUGUGCACCAAAUGCACGAUAUACAAUUCUCUUCAGUCAUGGAAAUGCUGUAGAUCUUGGCCAAAUGAGCAGCUUUUACAUUGGAUUGGGAACCCGAAUAAACUGUAACAUUUUCAGCUAUGAUUACUCUGGUUAUGGAACAAGUACAGGUAAAACAUCAGAAAAGAAUCUGUAUGCAGACAUUGACGCAGCUUGGCAAGCAAUACGGACACGAUAUGGUAUAAGCCCUCAGAAUAUUAUUCUCUAUGGUCAGAGCAUUGGUACAGUUCCAACAGUGGAUCUUGCAGCUCGUUAUGAAGUAGCUGCUGUUGUGCUGCACUCACCUUUAAUGUCAGGGAUGAGAGUCGCAUUCCCUGAAACAAAGAGAACCUGGUUCUUUGAUGCAUUUCCAAGCAUUGACAAAGUACAAAAGAUAACAUCACCUGUCCUUGUUAUACAUGGCACUGAAGAUGAAGUUAUAGACUUUUCUCAUGGCCUUGCCAUAUUUGAGAGAUGUCCACGCACAGUUGAGCCACUGUGGGUUGAAGGCGCUGGGCAUAAUGACGUUGAACUGUAUGGACAAUACCUAGAGCGUCUGAAAGUGUUCAUAAGCACUGACCUGGCUAUCAACUGACGCCAACAGACGGGAGAGGGUGGGGAUACUACUAACAACGCAAACAUUGCCAUGUUAGAUGUGGUUACUGAGAUGGAAAAACUUCUCUAAUCUGAGAUUAACAUGACAACUAUUUCCUGAAUAACAACUUUGUAUACACACUUUCAGGAAAUUCUCUCAAUAUAUUGAACACAUGUAAAGAAAUCAAUUCACAGAUAACUUUUUUAUUUGAGAGGUUGUCAUCACUGUAAAAUGAAUAUUAUAACAAUAUGCCAUGCCAUGCAGUAAGAUGCCUGACCAAAUUGUUAUAUGGGACAGGGUGUUCCCAGUCUUAGUCAGGUAUUAUACAUCAGAUCUGCUGUUUGAACAGUGUUUACAAAAUUUGUACAUUUGUUAUCUAGUUCACAAUUAAAAGGUUGUUACUAACUAACUAAGGUACAUUUCACAUAUCAAUGUGAAUCACUUGUUGUAAAAAAUCCAUCUUUUCAUUCACAAUAAUGUAUUAGACCCCACUUGUUGAAAAGAAAGACAUUAUUUUAUUACUAUUUUUUGAGCCUUAUUGUAAUAAAUAAGAUAUAAAUAGAAAGUGCACCUAGGUUACUUUAUAUUCCCAAUUCAUUAGACCACAUUCAUUUUGUCACUGUGGUUGUAGAAAUACAGUAAGUUAUUUUAAAAUAUGCAUAUAUUUGAAACUGUUUCCAAUUGCUAGUAUUGGAAUUCAUUUCUCAGGUGGCUUCAACCUACAACUUACAGAUCAAUGUAGCUUAUUCUUAAAGUAUGCCUCAUUCUAUUAAUUUAUUUCUGAGAAGUUAAAAUUAUGUUUAUAAUUGUUUUAUAAAUCUUCCUGUCUGUCCCACCUAAAUUUGGCAAAUAUGAAACAUUAUUGGAAAGUUUAGUAAAUGUUUUGAGCUAUUUAUCUUUAUGAUGAUGGCAAAAACACUGAACAUCUUUGUCAUUUUCUAGAGUAGGCUUAAAAUGCAGUCAGAAUGGAAAUUCUGCAUAUCACACAAACAAAAUAUGUAUCUUUAAUUUGCGUCUUGUUGCCACUACUUUAGUGAAAGAAUAUGGAAACCAUGUAUAUAUCUGUAUUUCUAAUGAUUCCCCUUACCAAUUAAAUGGUAGAAUAACAAACUAGGAUAUAAUUUCGCCUUUUACAUAAAGGUUUAGCACAGGUAUAUAAAAAUGUGUCUACUAUAGAGAAUGAAUAAAUAUGUGCAAUGAUUUUUUUUUUUGUUUCAUGUUAUAAGUACAUGUACCUUUUUGCAUUUUAUGUGCUGUAUGCGGUUUUAAGUUUAUUUCAUCUGUUAAGAUUAAUGGUGUCGAGUUAAAGAUGUUUGCAUGCAAUAGCUGGUAGGAACAAUGAGUAUGUUUUCCCACAGAAAAGAAUACAUAGCAAUAGCAUGCCCAAAACAGACCUACUACAUUGUAUAUUACUGAUUUAAUAAUGGGAUACCCUUCAAUUCAAUUCAUGUGAAAAAUGACUUAGUUUAUAUGCAUUCUAUAUACAUUGAUUCAGAUUAACUUUUUGUCCUCUAAAGAAUACAAUUGAUCAUUUCUUACUUGAACUGCUAUUUUUGUACGUAAAAUAAAAAAAUCUUUAUUUUGUAAUGUAUGCAUUUAAUAUUUGCCGCAGUUGGCUGAAAUAAAAUAAUCAUGGAUCCUACACUUUCAAUUAAACAGUUGAGUAAAUACUGAGUUACGUUGCAGACGUAUAUAACCAUUUACUUUGUAUUAUUAUGAACAUGGAUUCUCUGUACCUGUUCGUAAUGAUUAUCAGUUACAUUUUUACACAUUGAUCCACUUAAGUUAGGUUAGUAUGAUUUGUUUGUUGCUGUAUUAGUAUUUCUCCUGGUAAAUGUUUUCUGUUUCGUAGCCUUGUGGAACUGUUUGAUUGCAUGCAUUCUGAUUACCGUACCACUGUGGUGGUAUAUACAUGAUUUAAUGUAUUCAUUUGGAAUGAUAACAGUGUUGUUAUUUAUUUUUUUAAAUUUCAAUGUUGUUAAAGCAAUAUUACAAUUGAUGUUAUUAUGUUUACAAGGAAUAUGUCAUUCAAAUAGUUGUUACCAACACAACUUUCAACUCAUUAUUUUCUCAUGAUAUUAAAGGCAGAAUUAAAUAUCAAAGGAUACAUGGAUUACUUGCUGAUAUCAUGCAUGAUGUACUUGAAUUAGAUUAUAAACUUAUUAAAUGCAUGAUCAAUAGCUUUACAUCCAUUUGGCAGAGAUAAAUAUUUCAUUUAUUUAUUCUGUCAACAGAAGGUUUUACAUGAACCUAUUAUAACAAGGAAGUAAUGAUAUGGAUAAUAUGAUUUAGAAUAUUUUCACAUUUACUGGCAUCCAUACAAUUUCUGUUACAUAAACCUUUUAUAAUCCCAAUUGUCUUACAGUUUGUUUCUUAGUCAAAUGAAGACACUCAUGUUUAAUAUGCUUCUAGAUUUACUUAAGUAGCUUUCCCUUUCAUGUAGUUUGCUUCAAUGUUUACAACUAAUUCUGAUUUGUUUGAUGGUACAGAUUUUUUUUAUAUGCUAUCAAAUUCAUUUAACAGAAACUAUGGAGAUACAUGCAGCAAUGAGUUUGGGAAUUAAUAAUGCCAAAACAGUUAGUAACAUGUGGUUAUGUAAAGCUUCUGCUGUAAAAAAAAACGUUAUUAGUAAGUGUAGUGUAUUCUCUGCCAUUCUUUAUAGGUUAUUUUCACUGAAAUAUAGAAUGUUCCAAACUUACAUUUUUUUCUGUUGGGAGCAUAUUCUUGGUAUUGUAUGUAGCUGCAAUAAUUUUAUAAUCUUUAUACAGUAUUUUUUGCAUUGAAUGCUAAAUGUAUUAAAGAGCCUUUAAAAAUCCAUAAAUGCAGGUACAAUUAGUUAUUACUAUACAAACCUGAGGGCAUUUAUAGGUCAAACCUUCUGAGAGACACCAUCUUGUUAAUUCAAUCAUUUCAAUAGGAUGAAAUAUUCAAUGUCAAUUCCACUGUCUGACAUAAAUUAAUGCUUUAUAUCUAUGGAUUUGAUCAGUUUUUGUAAUUUUGAAUAAUAUAUUUCAAGUAUUAGAGCAUCUUAAACUUCUUUUUGUGUUGAUUUUAGGAGUAAUCUACAUUUUUAUUCAUUGGUCAUUACUUGUCAUUUAUCUAUCAUUUUGGCAUAUUUGAAGAAAUUAUUGUUAAUUUUUAAACAGACUUGUAAAUAGAACUAUCUGAAUUAUUGUUUGUGUAUAUUUUGUUCCUCAUGUAAUAAAUUGUGCAUGACAAUGA